GAGCACUAGAUCGAUUUGUCAUCCCUUCUAUCCCAUCAUGAAAGAUCCAAAGACCCCAGACGAGGAGACUCCAGCUGUCAAAAUGGAACUUGCUGGGGCCAUGGAUCAGGCAGCAUCAUAUCUGGCUCAGAGUAAUCAAUAUCCGCCCAUGACGCCAGAGAUGGAAAAGAAAUUGAUUCGGAAACUUGACUGGAUCCUGGUUCCGAUGGUAAGUGUUGGACUCCUCCAUGCAACAUACACGGUUCUAAUCAACAGCCAGUUGUUUCUGACGGCCACAUUGGGAGCAGUUGAUAAAGUUGCAAUCAGUACGGCGGCUAUAUAUGGGCUGAAAGAAGGUAAUCAACCCCGAACGGUCUUUUGAGUAGAUACUCACCUUUACUGCACAGACCUUCAUCUAGUUGGCCAGCAAUAUUCCUGGGCAGGAUCCAUUCUCUCCAUCGGUGCAAUUGUUGGGAUGUGGCCCUCUUCAUACUUGAUUCAAAAGCUCCCUUCGGCGAAGUACUUAUCAUCUUGCGCGUUUGGUUGGUCUGCCAUGGCCCUCUUGAUCUCCUCGUGCCGG
This is a messenger RNA of Aspergillus melleus, 559 nucleotides long. RefSeq lists its product as uncharacterized. The record is from RefSeq and is a predicted model, not a curated record. NCBI's taxonomy places the organism in Eukaryota, Fungi, Ascomycota, Eurotiomycetes, Eurotiales, Aspergillaceae. The transcript has 2 exons. Bases 38 to 361 code for a protein of 107 amino acids.